CAUGAAAGAGUUCACAGUGGGAAAAAGCCUUACGAAUGUAAAGAGUGUGGCAAGUGUUUUAGCCAAGCAGGAACCCUAAGGAUUCAUGAAAGAGUUCACACUGGGGAAAAGCCUUAUGAAUGUAAACAGUGUGGCAAGUGUUUUAAUCAAACAGGAAGCCUAACGAGUCAUGAAAGAGUUCACACUGGGGAAAAGCCUUACGAAUGUAAACAGUGUGGGAAGUGUUUUAGAAAUCCAGGACACUUAAAGAAUCAUGAAGGAAUUCACACUGGGGAAAAGUCUUACGAAUGUAAACAUUGUGGCAAGUGUUUUAGCCAAGCAGGAAUCCUAAGGAGUCAUGAAGGAAUUCACACUGGGGAAAAGCCUUACAAAUGUAAACAUUGUGGCAAGUGUUUUAGCCAAGCAGGAACCCUAAGAAUUCAUGAAAGAGUUCACACUGGGGAAAAGCCUUACAAAUGUAAACAAUGUGGCAAAUGUUUUAGCCAAGCAGGAAACCUAAGGAUUCAUGAAAGAGUUCACACUGGGGAAAAGCGUUACGAAUGUAAACAUUGUGGCAAGUGUUUUAGCCGAUCAGGAGACCUAAGAAGUCAUGAAAGAGUUCACUCUGGGGAAACGCCAUAUGAAUGUAAACGAUGUGGCAAGUGUUUUAGCCAAGCAGGAACCCUAAGGAUUCAUGAAAGAGUUCAUACUGGGGAAAAGCGUUACGAAUGUAAGCAGUGUGGCAAGUGUUUUAGCCAAGCAGGAAACCUAAGGAUUCAUGAAAGGCUUCACACUGGGGAAAAGCCUUACGAAUGUAAGCAGUGUGGCAAGUGUUUUAGCCAAGCAGUAAGCCUAAGGUUUCAUGAAAAAGUUCACACUGGGAAAAAGCCUUAUGAAUGUAAACAGUGUAGCAAGCGUUUCAGUGAAGCUGGAAGCCUGAGGAAACAUGAGAGAAUCCACACCCUGGUUGAGUCAUGCAAAUGUUCCCGGAAAAACAAAAGUUUGUCUAAACGUUUGGAAUCUUCGAAGCGGAAGAGAACGGGAGGUAAAAACGUUAAUGUUAGCAGAGCCAUAGGUUUUGCAAACAACAUUCAAACACAGAGGGAGACUGGAAACACUGAUCUAGCAGAUGCACAAUUGGUUAUCUUUGAGAAUUACAGCUGCUGGAUUUGUCAAGAGGAGAUGAGUAGUGAGGCUCUUCGUCUUCAGCAUUAUGAAAACCAUAUGACCUAUGUUUGUGAAGAUGACUCUUAAGUUAAUCAAAGUAAAAACUAUGGGGAAUUCUGUAGGCUCUUGGAGGAGGGGGUGCGUCAAAUCACCUUGCACCUCCCCACAGGCAUUGGAGGGUUGUUGACCAAUGAUUUUAAACAAAGUGAAUUAGUGAUACUUUGCCUACAAUGUACAUGUAAUUGCAAAAUCGCUCUUAAUUUUUUGGGAUGGUUGAGCAGUUCUUAACAUAGUUUGCCAGAAAAUUUUCUAAAGAAAGCAAGAAGACAGGCCAUUGCAAGAUUUUGUCAAUCCAUGAAAAACUUUGUUCUAAAACUGCCUUUAAAAGAAACUGAAAGUGCCAUCAGUGAAGAUUUUCGGCCUACAGAAUUUUAUAAAGACCCAGUUUUUUUCAUUUAAGAAUCGUCAAGGUAAAUUUACAAGUUAGAGCCCUAGUCUCAUCUGUUUAGUGUCAUGUAACUAGAGAAAUAUAACUUAUAUGUACUAUCCCUGGGGGGUACUCUUAGAAAAUCUUGUUGUGGCGUCCAGUUCUCUAAAUCCUGACCCUAUUCAGACCGAAAAUGUCAUUUUGACACCCGUUUUCAGACCAGACCUUUAAUAUCCAUACCCGUUUUCAGACCUUGCCUUUAGGCAGAAAUUAUGUCAUGAUUACUUAGAUUAGAGCAUAGACAUAAAAUUUAUUCAAAUGCAUUUCGAAUUCGCAUAUUUCUGUUUCGUUCUUUUUCGUCUUUUUUUGCGGGGGUGUUGAGAGUUCUAGGUCGGGGCUUAAAUCAGAGUGCGUGGAUAUUUUUCAUCAGAGCUUUCUCUGGUUGUUACACCAUACUGACGAGCCCCAAAGAGGGCGAAACAGCUGUCUAUGGCUACAAUCCCGCUCCGUUUUGAGUUCGUUCGGUGUGGUGUUGAUGUCUUGCACAGUUAAUUUUCAGGUAGUACGAUCAGCAUUGUAGUAUUCUACUUGCAGAAUUUAAUAUGUCUACGAUAAGUACGUUCAUACGCUCCCGUAGUUCCCUCAUAAACCAUAGUCCAUUCCGUUUUCAGACCAAAAAGGUCCAAAAACCAUACCCUUUGGGGCGGCACAUACCUAUAUGACUUUUAAAGGGGUUCCCCCCCCCCCCCCCCCGACUCACAAACCCUAAGUUCGUCCCUGUUUAAAACACAAAAACCACCAAACCCAACCCCUUUGGGGGGCGACUACCCUUUUUUAUUUUUAAAGGGGUUCCCCCCCCCCCCCCAGGUACUUUCUAACAUACUUUUUUCAGCAUCGUUCAUCUGUUUGGUAAGAAGCCCCCAACUUGGAACACUAUUGAAAGAUCAUUAUGAUCAGCGGCAAACUUUGUGAAUAGUCAGAUUUACAACUUUCUUUCAAUUUUACUUUUGAAAUUGUGAUGCCAUUAUCAAAAUACGUACAUAAAGUAGUCUAUUUGCCAUAUAAUCAAUUUUGAAGGUCCAAGAUAUUGCCAAUUGUCCACGUUUCGAUUUUUCUUAAUACUACCGGCCCUCAAAACGCACGCAAUGUACUCAGGAAACCUAAUUCUCCCAAAAAUUCCACCCCUCUAAGAAACAAGUGCAGUCGUUUUGGUCGGUCUUCUCGUUGGAACGCUCUCUCACAGAAGAAAAAACCUGGAUACGGGCCUGGCUGAGGAUAAUUCUUUAGAAAAAUCUCCUGCCUCCUUCUUCAUCUCUGGCCGUAGAUCUUUCGCGCCGCUGUAUCUCAUCCAGGAACGAAAAACACACCGAACAACUACCUGCUACGCAGGCUAGUGCAAGUAGUAGUGGAGAACUGAACUGCUCGCUAAGUAACUGACCGUUUUGCUGCAUUUUGUAAUGAAAACUACUGAUAGAAAGUAUAGGUUGUACAUUUUAUAGCCUCGUAAAUUUCUAAGACCAAUAUCAUUCAUGUGCAUGUAAGCGAUGUAUUUAAGAGAUUGCCGAUUAGCUGGCGAGCAAGCUCAUUUGGGGAUAUCGUGAAAAGUAGACGCGCGUGAGGCACGCGAGAAGAGAUGCGAAAGCGGGGGUGCCCCCUCGCGGCUCGCUUCGUUCGCCCAAACAUGAGAGCCUGAUCGCAGGCAGGACUCCAUAACCCGGAGCGUGCAAACCCCAUACUAGGCCUAUGUCACGGCGUUUUUACUGACCGGUUUAGCUGUAGACACAUUUUAAGGCAAUUUUUCCCUCGAAAAUGGAAUCUCCGUAACGUCCAUGAACGCAUUCGAAGUAUAAGCUAUCAAAGAGGAAAACGUAACGUCAUUAAAAGGCAAAAGUUAUCAUUUUUAGGGCUGUAGGUUUUCCUGACUGGUUUGUGUGACUUUAAAGAUACCGUAAAAUUCCGAAAAUAAGCCCCGGGGCUUAUAUUUUUCAAAAGCCUCUUUUGAGGGGCAUAUUUUUGGAGGGGCCUGUAUUGGGAAGGGCUUAUCUACGGAGGGAAAUUUGCGUUUCAAAACCGGCCAGGCUUAUACUGGGAGGGAAAUUUACGUCUCAAAAUCGAUUGGGCUAGCUUAUGGUUGGAAGCAAACUUUAUCAGUAAUUUGCACAAAGUUUUUACUAAAACUAGCCUUGAGAACGUAGAUCUUACUGAAACCAUGGAAACUAAGCCAUGCGAGUACUUUGUGUAUAUGGAACGACGAAAUCCAAGCCAAGAGUUAAGAGUGAACUAUGCAAACAUGAAUAUAGUGUGACACAUUUUGACUGCAAUCAUUUGGCACACGUAAUAGUUCUUUGGCAAAUACAAAAAAUUUUGUGUUACUGUACAGUUUUUGCUUUGCUUUAUUUUGAAUUUGAGGGCAAUUUCCAAGUACAAGCCCCUGGGGGACUAUAUUUGGAGGGCGAUUUAGCGAACGGGUUUUUGGAUUACGAGUUUGGGGGGCUUAUAUUUGGAGGGGCUUAUACAUGAAGGGGCUUAUUUUCGAAAUUUUACGGUAUUCUAAAUUCGCGCCAAGACCGUUCUAAUGAGCUCCUGUCGCAGGCCAGAUUUCUGCCUUGUUUGAGAUACCUGUGGACAUGUGUUGGAAGGCGCGGGUCACUUAUUUAAAAAUAAAGAUCCCUUUAUAUAACGUCUUACUCGGAGACACUACUAAUGCAAAGAUUUUGAAAUAUGCAGGGUCUCUGAAAUAGCAUUUUAGGCCUUCUGAGAGCAUUUAUUUCGUUCCCAUUUAAGAAGUGUACUUUGUUUAAUACCCGCUUAAUUUUUCUUUGUUGAAGCUUUUAAAGAAAUAAUUUUCAGUCUUUAUCGAACUGAAAUGAACACAUUGAACCGAAGAGCAGCGUGAGGAGCGUGGCCGCUGGCCAAAUUAAACGUGCCUGUCAAAAUUAUUGGGGGGUCCCAUGCCACCCCGGCCCCUCCCUAUGCUACGGUAAUGAAAAAUCAGUAGUAUUCAACAGAAUUUUCGAAUCGCAGCAUAACCUUGAACGUACAGAAAAUGCGUUACCGUCGAAGGCCAGGAAACCCAGGGAAGUAUCAGAAGUCAAUCCCGCGCGCGCUCGUUCCUUUUCCUCGCUUUGGGCGGAGGUUACGAACCCAGCCCACCCCAAUGACCACCCGAAUCACUUGUAGAAAAUUAUAAAACGGCAACGAGGAAGUAAACAAAAGAAUAAAACGAAGAAUAUAUAGACAAAUAUAUUUACUUGUAUUCUGGGUAGAACGUAUUUCGUAGAGCGCUCAAUUUAUUUAAUUGACUGGCAUUGACUAUUAAUAAUCACAGGAGUUCAGGCUUCAGGAGUAAUCAUUGAUCGUUUAUUGCGACAGUGCUGUUUCGUAUGGUCCGAAAUUGUAGGACCACACAGUGCAGCAAGUGCUUUAGUCUAGCAGGAGACCUAAGGGAACAUAAAAGAGUUCACACUGGGGAAAAGCCUUACGAAUGUAAACAGUGUGGCAAGUGUUUUAGCCAAGCAGGACACCUAAGGAGUCAUGAAGGAAUUCACACUGGGGAAAAGCCUUGCAAAUGUAAACAAUGUGGCAAGUGUUUUAGCCUAGCAGGACACCUAAGGAUUCAUUGAAGAAUUCACACUCGGGAAAAGCCUUACCAAUGUAAACAGUGUGGCAAGUGUUUUAGGCGAGCAGGACACCUAAGGAGUCAUGAAAGAAUUCACACUGGGCAAAAGCCUUACGAAUGUAAACAGUGUGGCAAGUGUUUUACCCAGUCAGGAGACCUAAGGAGUCAUGAAAGAAUUCACACUGGGCAAAAGCCUUACGAAUGUAAACAGUGUGGCAAGUGUUUUACCCAGUCAGGAAACCUAAGGGUUCAUGAAAGGGUUCACACUGGGGAAAAGCCUUAUGAAUGUAAACAGUGUGGCAAGUGUUUUAGCCGAGCAGGACACCUAAGGAGUCAUGAAAGAAUUCACACUGGGCAAAAGCCUUACGAAUGUAAAGAGUGUGGCAAGUGUUUUACCCAGUCAGGAAACCUAAGGAUUCAUGAAAGGGUUCACACUGGGGAAAAGCCUUAUGUUAUUAUGUGUGGCAAGUGUUUUAGUGAAGCAGAAAACCUAAGAAAGCAUGAAAUGGUUCACUCUGGGCAAACUACAUAUGAAUGUAAACAAUGUGGCAAGUGUUUUAGAGUAGCAGCACACUUAAGGAUUCAUGAAAGAGUUCACUCUGGGGAAAAGCCUUACGAAUGUAAGCAGUGUGGCAAGUGUUUUAACCGAGCAGGAAACCUAAGGAUUCAUGAAAGAGUUCACUCUUGGGAAAAGCCUUACGAAUGUAAACAGUGUGGCAUGUGUUUUAGCCAAGCAGGAAACCUAAGGAGUCAUGAAAAAAUUCACACUGGGGAAAAGCCCUAUAAAUGUAAACAGUGUGGCUUUUGUUUUAGGCGAGCAGGAAACCUAAGGAGUCAUGAAAGAGUUCACACUGGGGAAAAGCCUUAUGAAUGUAAACAGUGUGGCAAGUGUUUUAGUCUACCAGGAAACCUAAGAAAGCAUGAAAGAGUUCACUCUGGGGAAACGCCAUAUGAAUGUAAACAAUGUGACAAGUGUUUUAGCGAAGCAGGAAACCUAAGGAUUUAUGAAAGAGUUCACACUGAGGAAAAGGCUUACGAAUGUAAACAGUGUGGCAAGUGUUUUAGCCAAGCAGGAAACCUAAGGAUUCAUGAAAGAGUUCACACUGAGGAAAAGGCUUACGAAUGUAAGCAGUGUGGCAAGUGUUUUAGCCAAGCAGGAAACCUAAGGAUUCAUAAAAAUGUUCACACUGGAAAAAAGCCUUAUGAAUGUAAACAGUGUAGCAAGCGUUUCAGUGAAGCAAGAAGUCUGAGGAAGCAUGAGAGAAUCCACACUCUGGUUGGGUCACGUAAAUCUUCCCGGAAAAACAAAAGUCUUUUUAAACGUUUGGAAUCUUGCAAGCGGAAGAGAGCGGGAGGUAAAAACGUUAAUUUUAGCAGAGCCAUAGGUUUUACAAACAACCUUCAAACACAGCGGGGGACUGGAAGCACUGAUCUAACAGAUGCACAAUUGGUCAUUUUUGAGAAUUACAGAUGCUGGAUUUGUCAAGAGGAGAUGAGUAGUGAGGCUCUUCUUCUUCAACAUUAUGAAAACCAUAUGACCUGUUUGUGA
Porites evermanni is the source of this 6741-nucleotide messenger RNA. Lineage: Eukaryota; Metazoa; Cnidaria; Anthozoa; Scleractinia; Poritidae. The record is from the annotation of a GenBank genome assembly.